AUGAGUGAAAAUACGCUAAACUCCAGCUCAGUGUUUAAUGAGCUCCGGUUAGGGCAGGAACUUUGUGAUGCCGUUAUCAGAGUGGACAAUGUUGAAUUUCCUGUGCACAAGGUCAUCCUCUGCAACUGCAGCCCAUACUUCAGAGCUCUUUUUACUCACUGGUCCACCCCAGACAGUCGGGUCUUUGACAUUCCCAACAUUUCAUCUGACAUGAUGAAGCUCAUCGUUGAGUUUGCCUACACCGGCUGUGUUUAUGUGACACAAGAGAACAUCCGAGAGCUGUUCAUAGCAGCAGACCAGUUUAAUGUGAGGGGAAUCAUUCAGGCCUGCAGUGACCAACUGGAGAAUCAGCUUACCCCAGAAAACUGCAUCGGCAUCUGGUGGUUUGCAGAUAUCUACUACAACCCCGAGCUGAAACACAAGGCCUCCGUCUUCAUUCUGAAUCACUUUGAGGAGGUUGCUGCAUCGUCAGAAGAGUUCCUGCAGAUCUCUGCACAGGAACUGGCUCAGAUUAUUGAGAAUGAUCAUCUCAAUGUGAAGAAGGAGAAGGUGGUGUUUGAGUCCAUCAUUCACUGGAUCACCCACGCACCUGAGGAACGCAGAGGAUACAUCUUUCUGCUUCUGUCAAAGGUCAGGCUGGCUUUGAUAAAAGGACAAUACAUCUUAGAACGUGUAACUACCAACGAACUAGUGAAAGCAAGUGAAGAGUGUCAAGCAAUUCUCAACAAGACCAUGGAGACCAUUCUUGACCAGGGGACAAGGAGCUUCAUUGACUUGAUUUCCAGUAACCCUUUGGCCCAGCCACGACUGCCGUCUUCCAUCAUGUUGGCUGUUGGAGGAUGGAGCGCUGGAGGCCCCACUAAUGAUAUCCAGGCGUAUGAUAUCCGCGCUGACUGCUGGGCCAAAAUACCCAACGAUUCUGAUGACCCCAGGGCCUACCAUGGUGCAGUCUUCCUCAAUGGAUCACUUUACUGUGUAGGUGGCUUUGAUGGAGUUGUGCAUUUCAGCACAAUGACCAGGUUUGACCUGAUCACACGCACCUGGCAAGAGGUCGCACCAAUGCACUCAAAGCGCUGCUAUGUCAGCGUAACAGUGCUGGACGGGUGCAUUUACGCCAUUGGAGGUUAUGAUGGACUUGAUCGUCUGGAAACUGCAGAGCGCUAUGAGCCCCGUACCAACCAGUGGACUUUAAUUGCAUCCAUGCAUGAUCAGAGAAGUGAUGCCAGCUGCACAACCCUUAAUGGCAAGGUGUACGUUUGUGGUGGCUUUAAUGGGUCCGAGUGCCUGUCAUCAGCUGAAUAUUACAACCCAGAGACCGACCAGUGGACACUGAUAGCCCCCAUGGGAUUCAGGCGCAGUGGAGUUGGGGUCAUCGCAUAUGCAAACCACAUUUUUGCAGUUGGUGGUUUUAAUGGAACCAGCCGUCUGGAAACUGCUGAGGCCUAUAACUCCCUCACCAGCACCUGGCACUCUCUGCCCUCCAUGCUGAAACCUCGCAGUAACUUCGGCAUCGAAGUGAUUGAUGACCACAUUUUUGUGGUUGGGGGCUUCAACGGCUUCAUCACUAUCAGUGAUGUUGAAAACUAUGACUUUGAAAAGGGUCAGUGGUCUAACAUCUGUGAUAUGGAGAUCUCCUGCAGUGCUCUGAGCUGCUGCAUGGUGCACGGAAUCCCCAACAUGGAGGAUUAUGCUGCUCCUCGUUUCUCCCUUCAGUUCUCCGAUGAGGAGAUCGAUGAAGUGGAGUAA
Molecule: messenger RNA, 1746 nt
Organism: Labrus bergylta (ballan wrasse)
Lineage: Eukaryota; Metazoa; Chordata; Actinopteri; Labriformes; Labridae
Product: kelch-like protein 10
Molecular function (GO): protein binding
Source: RefSeq, a predicted model, not a curated record